Trichoderma aggressivum f. europaeum is the source of this 1821-nucleotide messenger RNA. RefSeq lists its product as uncharacterized. The record is from RefSeq and is a predicted model, not a curated record. The transcript has a single exon. NCBI's taxonomy places the organism in Eukaryota, Fungi, Ascomycota, Sordariomycetes, Hypocreales, Hypocreaceae. Bases 1 to 1821 code for a protein of 606 amino acids.
AUGCCUCCCUUUAUUGAUCGUGUCCAUAUCCAUCAGGCUGUCGAUAAUCAGGCGAUUCCCGCUCUGGAGGCAAUGGCAGCAAACGAUAGUCUGCGUUCGCUCUACCGCUUUGAGCGCGAUGAUCCUCCGCCCUAUGUAUCCUCGACCGAGUCGGAGGAGCUCGAUGAUGCUGACCUCACUCCACUACCACGCGGCCGCCCUAUGCCGCAAGAGCUUCAAGUUCUCAUGGAACAACCCCUCAGCCAGGACGAAGUUGAUGAUAUUGCACAUUUUAUGUGCGAGCUUCCACGUCCCGACGACAUCUAUUACGAAGAAGCGUGGCGCGAGUACCGCCGGGUCGAUUCGCACCCUCGUGGCCCACGGCCCGAGAUGUUCAAAGACUUGAACGGCAGUCGGCGCCAGGGAGUCAUUGUUCGUCAUCUUGUCAAGCGGCGUUGGCAGAAACUUGGGGUCUGGAAUACGAGUUGGGGUUUUGCUGGGCGCAAGGUACAACCUGGUGACGAUUGGCGUAGGUGGACGUGGUGGUGGCAGCCUGUUGGAGCGGCCGAUGACCCGCACCAAGUAUAUCUGGACAGUCGUGAGCUGGUCGCGCGCGCCUUGCGACUGCGCGAGAAUCUGCGUCGCGGCGAGUAUGCCCCUAGCAUACCGCGGUCUCGUCUCAGGCCAGACGCGACUGCUGCCGAGGCGGAGGCAUUUCUCCUCUCUAGGCCAUGGUUCAUAUUUCGGUUAGAAGUGGCUGAGGAAAGCACGAGAUAUCGUCGCCUCUCCAAUGACGACCAACGACGAUACCCACAUUCCGGCCGGGACCAAGUCAUCAAGUGGUGGAGGGAACGCGGGGACUGGAGAGAUGAAUACAACAGCACCAGCAAAGUCGCGUCCUGGAAGUGGCGGCACGAGUCUCCUUCCCCGGAACCCGAAGACCUCGCUGUUCUGGACAACCUAAAGGGUAGGUCCCUUGACGCAGCGGAGGAGAUGGAGUUUACCCCUUCCGAGAUUGAUGAGCUGGAGGUAAUUGAUCGCCCAGAAUCCGAACAGCCCAAGGGUUUCUGGGUUAUAGGAAAGAAUGAUUGGACCAAGCACUAUCCUGGAGAGAUGGUUGACCAACAAGCAGAGAUCCAGGAAACGCUGCAAAAGAAUAGGGAGAAAGUGGAAAAGCUGAAAGCUGAAGGGCGAUACGUCGAACCACCAAAGGACCCCAUCAUUGAGCGCCUGAUGAAAAAAUAUGGAGAUCUCUUUGGCCCGCGACCAGCAGCAGAGUGCGAGGAGAUUCUUCCUGAAGCGCAGGAGGCAUCCAGAGAGGUCCAAGAGGACGAGCCCAGAUCACAAGACGAUAUUGAUCCUUGUCCACCGCGGACGCAGCGUCGCUUGCAUCAGCAUCAUGCGCGGGGCGGACUAGACAGCGUACAAGAUCAGGAUCAACCCGUCCCGCCACCACCCCGACGAAGCUCUAGGAUCGCCGCUGUGAAGCGCCGCGCGGAGCCUCUUCCAGAGCAGACUCAGCCGAAUAAACGGCUUCGAAGGACAGUACCAAAUGCCCUAGGACUUGCCACACCUGAUCCCGCGGCGGCGCCUGUCCCACGGAGCGCCAGAGCAAAGCCCGUCCUUGGACAACGUUCGCCGGAGGAAAAGCCGGAGAGCCGCCCGAGAAGGGGCCGGGGGCUUGCAAGGAGAGAGAAUGGACAAAGCAUCAGCUCCGCCGUGCAGAAGAGACCUGCAAGGACAAUUGCCAAGAACAGACCCAGAAAGAACAAGAAUACGCGAGCGGAAGCAACAAUUGGAGGAAAGCGACGAGGGAGGCCGAGACGGAACAGAUCAAGGUGA